Molecule: messenger RNA, 1838 nt
Organism: Cuculus canorus (common cuckoo)
Lineage: Eukaryota; Metazoa; Chordata; Aves; Cuculiformes; Cuculidae
Gene: STEEP1
Product: STING1 ER exit protein 1
Exons: 7
Coding region: 68-736 (222 amino acids)
Source: RefSeq, a predicted model, not a curated record
GGGGAGGAGGAAAAAGGAGGAGGAAGAGAGGAGGAGGCGGAACAGAGAGGACGCAGCUGUCCCCGCCAUGCCGAAGGUGGUGUCCCGCUCCGUGGUGUGCUCGGACACCCGGGACCGCGAGGAGUACGACGACGGGGAGAAGCCGCUGCACGUGUACUACUGCCUGUGCGGGCAGAUGGUGCUGGUGCUGGAUUGCCAGCUGGAGAAGCUGCCCAUGAGGCCGAGGGACCGCGCCAGGGUGAUGGACGCCGCCAAGCACGCCCACAAGUUCUGCAACGCCGAGGAGGAGGAGACCGUCUUCCUGCGCAGGCCAGAAGGCAUCGAGCGGCAGUUCAGGAAGAAAUGUGGAAAGUGCGGGCUGCUGCUCUUCUAUCAACACCAGCAGAAGAACGCCCCCGUCACGUUCAUCGUUGAUGGUGCGGUGGUCAAAUUCGGUCAGGGCUUUGGGAAAACAAACAUCUAUACUCAGAAACAAGAACCUCCCAAAAAGGUGAUGAUGACCAAACGGACCAAAGACAUGGGCAAGUUCAGUUCUGUCACUGUCUCCACGAUUGAUGAAGAGGAGGAGGAGAUCGAAGCGAGGGAGAUUGCAGACUCUUACGCACAGAAUGCAAAAGUGAUUGAGAAACAGCUGGAGCGCAAAGGCAUGAGCAAAAGAAGGCUACAGGAGUUGGCUGAGUUGGAAGCCAAGAAAGCCAAGAUGAAAGGAACCCUGAUUGAUAACCAGUUCAAAUGAAAUGCUGCACAUCUGCUGGGUAUCUGAAGAGAGGAGAAAGCUGCCAGGAGCUAUCGUAGAUCUGUCAACAAAGCAGAAGUAACAGACAACAUCGAAGGGCAACGUGCUGCAACCAGCUGGGAGAAUGAGGACGUCUCUGUCAUAAGCAAUACUCUGGUACCAAUUUUACCAGCUGCGCUGGAGACUUUGCUGGAACCGCAGCUUUCUACAGACCCAGCGUUAUGAGUAAGCUGUUGCAGCCACAAUAUUUUCUUAUGGGAAGAUCUUCCCUGGGUGCCUUCCUGAGUUCAGUGCACCUUUAGAUACCUGUCUUUUUAUUUUGGUAGUUUUCAAAUGUGUGAAGUUUUCAUAAAUAUAUUAGAACAAUAGGUCAGCCGUACAAUGAAGAAAUUGUUAAAAAAGUAAGCACUGUGCCUGUUGUUCAUUUUGUUGUUUUAAAUGUAUUGAAAAUGUGCAGCAGUCUGAGACAACUCGGAUGCAAGGGUUGGGCAUCAGGCUGUGGCUCAUCCUGAGCAGCUGACAGACUGUCGGAGGUUGCCAGCACAGGCCUGGCUGCAGCUCUAAGUCUCUGCUCCUAUGGAACAUAGGAAAGCCACAGUGGUACAGAAUUACACUGCUCCAACAGAUUCUGCCUGAUACAAGAACAUGAAAUCCAUCCCUGUUUUAAACUACUGAAAAUAAAAGCUGCCUGGACAUUACACCACUAAGGAGUACAAAUACGUAGUUGGGAAGGUACUGAUGCAAAUGGUGAUCUUUUAAAGUAGACUACAACUGCACGUCUGAACUAACCCAUUCUGCAAAAUGGUAUCAGUAUUUGUGUGGUAAACUGAGAAGGAAAAAUUGUUUUGAACACACUGACCACUAAGGACUUAGAUACAGCCAAAAUUAACAACUGGUGUUUAAAGUACCUUGUUUGGGCAGUAAUAUUUUGUUUCUCGUGUCUUUGUUGCUCUACUUGGGAUUAAACAGCAUGUUAUGGACUUGAACUAAAAUUCUUUUCCUAGAGUGUUCUUACUCUAUGAACUAUUGGAAAAUAACAUGGGCAAUGAAGAUGCUUUGUCUCCCACAGUUGUUAUGGAAGAAUCAAUAAAGAUUUUUCUAU